AUGUACAUGAAGUUUCUUAUAUUAUUAUCUGGUCUCCUAGUGCUGGCCUCGCCAAAUUACCGAGCUCUAUGGCAAUUCAGGACGAUGAUCAUCUGCACUAUGCCUGACAGCUGGCCGGCACUGGACUACGCUGACUAUGGCUGCUGGUGUGGGAUGGGAGGAUCUGGUCCCGCUGUUGACGAGCUUGACAGAUGCUGUCAGGUCCAUGACCAGUGCUACAGUGAUGCAAUGCAGCAUGACGAAUGCUGGCCAAUCCUGAACAAUCCCUACACUGAAAUGUACAGCUACCAGUGUGACAAACCCAGCAAGACUGUCACCUGUCUCAGUGACAACAAUCCAUGUGAGAUGUUCAUCUGUGAGUGUGACAGGAAAGCAGCCAUGUGCUUUGCCACGGCAGGCUACGAUGAAGCAAAUGCAAAACUUCCCAGUGACUACUGCGAGUAAGCUAAUCAGAGCACAAUCAGGACAAACACGGCCUGGGCCUAUCACUGAACCUAAAGUGUCAUUCUCCAUUGAACAGAACAAAUAAAACUGCAUCCGUGAUCUUAAGAUAUGUUAUGAUUACUUUAUUG
Messenger RNA from Myripristis murdjan (pinecone soldierfish), 572 nucleotides. RefSeq names its product phospholipase A2-like. Lineage: Eukaryota; Metazoa; Chordata; Actinopteri; Holocentriformes; Holocentridae. The transcript is spliced from 3 exons. The record is from RefSeq and is a predicted model, not a curated record. Gene Ontology annotation, biological process: phospholipid metabolic process; arachidonate secretion; lipid catabolic process. Gene Ontology annotation, molecular function: calcium ion binding; phospholipid binding. The coding region runs from base 1 to 444 and encodes 147 amino acids.